GUCUUCGGCUAAGUCAACAUGGGGAAACACAAGUCUGACAAGCAGGACGGCGAAAACCUCAAUGAAAGUCAACUAAAUAAUGGUGAAGAAGGUGAAUUGAGCUAUGAGGAGAAACUCGCCUUCACCAGCAUCAUCGCCCAGCCCAUGUCGUCAAAGAAGCUGGCUGGGAGGAUUUACAAAUUGGUGAAGAAAGCUUCCCAGCACCAGGGGUACCUGCAUGAUGGUCUGAAGGAAGUCCAAGGAAAGAUUCGCAAAGGGUCAACAGGAAUUGUGAUAUUUGCUGGUGAUGUAUCCCCAAUAGAAGUAAUGUGUCACCUUCCUGCUGUUUGUGAAGAGAAGGAACUGCCAUACAUAUACACACCUUCCAAACAAGACUUAGGAACUGCAAUGGGACGGAAGAGAUGCUCAGUCAUGGUGCUUAUUCGGGAGCACGACGAUUAUAAGGACUUGUAUGAUAAAGUACUUGAAGAAAUUAACAAAGUGCCCAAAGUAUUUUAGGCAGACUUUUUGUUAGUGCUCUGCUAGAUUUGUUUUCUUUUAUAUUUUCUCUUUAUUUUGUAUUAUCUUGAAAGUAUGCCGAUUACUUUUGUAUACACAAGUAUUUCUUAACAUUCCUUGUCAAUGUUUAUUAAUUUUUCAGAAGUCAGGAGUUCAGUUCAAGAAUUUUUAUUUUGUUAUGAUCUGGGUUUCUUUAUUAAUUGUUUCAAAUUAUAUUCCCACUGUGAUGAGAAUUUUUAAGAAAUAUUUGUUUGUUUUCAUAGGUACUUCAUUUUCAAGUACAUAUUUGUAUAGAAUAAGUAUUCAUAAUAAAAAAUCUUUUAAAAAUUAA
This is a messenger RNA of Penaeus chinensis, 829 nucleotides long. RefSeq names its product H/ACA ribonucleoprotein complex subunit 2-like protein (gene NHP2). The transcript is spliced from 3 exons. Gene Ontology annotation, molecular function: box H/ACA snoRNA binding. Gene Ontology annotation, cellular component: box H/ACA snoRNP complex. Gene Ontology annotation, biological process: rRNA pseudouridine synthesis; snRNA pseudouridine synthesis. Bases 19 to 498 code for a protein of 159 amino acids. NCBI's taxonomy places the organism in Eukaryota, Metazoa, Arthropoda, Malacostraca, Decapoda, Penaeidae. The record is from RefSeq and is a predicted model, not a curated record.